Molecule: messenger RNA, 1830 nt
Organism: Populus trichocarpa (black cottonwood)
Lineage: Eukaryota; Viridiplantae; Streptophyta; Magnoliopsida; Malpighiales; Salicaceae
Exons: 4
Coding region: 1-1830 (609 amino acids)
Molecular function (GO): protein dimerization activity
Source: RefSeq, a predicted model, not a curated record
AUGGGUCCAUUUCAACCUAAGUUAGCAGAGUAUCCAAGGACUGAAUCAGGGAGACAGUAUCGUCGAUUUCAGUACACUUGGUUUGAUCAAUUUCCUUGGCUAGAGUACUCUCCAUCAAAGGAUGCAAUAUUUUGUUUUCCAUGCUUUAUCUUUGAAAACAAAGUGUCUCGUCAUCUCACAUUCACCACCGAAGGCUUUAGAAGUUGGAAGAGGGUUAAUGAUGGGGUUAGAUGUGCACUUUUGAUGUAUGUGGGAAGUCCCACUUCACCACAUAAUAAUGCUGUGAAAUCUGCUGAAGAUUUAAUGAAAGUAAGUAGACAUAUUGAUAAAGUGUUGAAUGCACAAACUGUUGAAGAAGUUCAGAAAACUUCUAAUAAUCGAGGUAAUUUUUUGGAGAUGAUAAGACUUAUGGGGAGACUGAAUGUUGACAUUGAUGAUGUUGUCUUAGAAAAAGCUCCGAAAAAUGCAAAGUAUACCUCGCCGACUAUUCAAAAAGAGAUUUUGCAUAUUCUUGUGAACAAAGUGAGGAAAAAGAUUUGUGAAGAAGUUAGAGAUGCAAAGUUUUGUAUUUUGGUUGACGAAGCCAAAGAUGCAUCAAAUAAAGAACAAAUGGCUAUUGUUUUGAGAUUUGUUGACAUUCAGGGUUUUGUACGAGAGCGUUUUUUUAGUAUUGUGCAUGUUUCAGAUACUACUUCUUCAACACUUAAAAAAGAAAUUUGUGAUGUGCUCGCUCGAUAUAACUUGUAUAUUUUUAAUAUGCGAGGUCAAGGGUAUGAUGGUGCUAGCAAUAUGCGUGGCGCAUGGAAUGGACUACAAGCUCUAUUUCUCAGAGAUUAUCCUUAUGCAUAUUAUGUACAUUGUUUUGCUCACCGACUACAACUGGCAUUAGUUGCAGCAGCUGGAAAUGAGAUUUCUAUUUGGUUAUUUUUCUCAAAAUUGACAACCAUUAUCAACCUUAUUUGUGCUUCUCCCAAACGUCAUACCGAGUUACAUUAUGCUCAGGCUAUAGAAAUUGCACAUAUGGUAGCUACUGGAGAAUGUGAGACCGGUAGAGGAGCUAAUCAAAUUGGUAAUUUACAUCAAAGUGGAACUACUCGCUGGAGCUCUCAUUUUGAUUCUAUUUGCAGCUUAAUAGAUAUGUAUGAUGCAACUAUUCUGUGCUUGAAAGUAUGGUUCAAGAAGGAUCUUCUAAUUCUAUACGUGGAGAAGCUGCAAAAAUCUCUUGACAUCUUAAAUGCAAUGGAUCUUGUAUCAACUACUAAAGCAUUGCUUCAAACUUUGAGAGAUGCCAGAUUUGAUCUUCUCCUUGCAAAUGUGCAAUUUGUUUGCACAAAAUAUGAGAUUGACAUACCACAUAUGAAUGCUUCGUAUAAAAAGGCUACAGAUCGUUCAUGUCAACAACAAGUUGAUGCUAUUUACAAGCUUGCUGAGAAAUUUUAUCUUGAAGAUUUCAAUGAACAAGAGAUGUAUUAUUUGAGAUAUCAGCUAGAGCAUUAUCAGAUUGAUGUGAUUCAUCAUGAGAGCUUUCAGAAUAUGUCUACCAUUUCUGAAUUGUGUCGAGGAUUAGCUGAAACAAAUAAGUCACAACACUAUCAUUUGAUUGAUAGGUUGAUUCGUCUUGUUUUGACUUUGCAUGUUUCCACUGCCACUACAGAGCGGGCAUUUUCAGCUAUGAAACAUGUUAAAACUGUGCUUUGCAAUAAAAUAGAAGAGGAGUUCUUAGCAGAUUCUAUGAUGAUUUACAUUGAACGAGAGCUUGUUGAAGAUAUUGAUUCGGAUUCGAUCAUAGAUGAAUUCUAUACUACAAAACAUCGAAGGGUGCAGCUUUGA